AUGGGGUCCGAUGACAGCGAGAGCGAGGAGCAAGAGGAGCGAAAAGAACGACGUGGCGACAAGCGUGAUCGGGAGGAGCGCCACGAGAAGGAGGACCGCGACCGAGACCGCGAUCGCGACCGGGACCGAGACCGUGAUCGUGAUCGCGAUAAAGGCCAGGCAGCCGGGGCUCUGAGGAAUUUCACUGGCGCCAUGGCAGCUUCCGUGGCAUCGGCGGCUCGCACGGAGCGCACUGGAGAGCGCGCGGCACCCUAUGGCGAGGCACCUGCUAAAGGCCGUGGCAAACAGGCGAUCCUUCCACCUCCGCGAAAGACAUUGGAUCGCUCGCGUACAUGUCCUUUCCUGCUUCGGAUCUUCCGGAAAAUAGGCGAGCAUCACGGCAUUCAGGCGUUCACGGAGCGCGGCAAGGAACCGGUCCAUGACGAGCUGCAGGUGUAUGCCUGGCCAGACGUGACACUUCGAGAGUUAGCGGACCUGAUCAAGGACGUGGCACCAGAGGCGCGGGACCCCAAGGUGAGGCUGGCCUUCAACCUGAUCUACCCUGACAAGACUGGAAAGAACGUUAGCACCAACCUGGGCACGGUCACCUGCGCGCGACGCGGUCCCGAUGAUGACAAGGCGCUGUCGUCGUCGAAGUUCCAAACAGGUGAUCUGUUGGACCUGGCCAUCCUGAAGUGA
This is a messenger RNA of Symbiodinium necroappetens, 678 nucleotides long. Lineage: Eukaryota; Dinophyceae; Suessiales; Symbiodiniaceae. The record is from the annotation of a GenBank genome assembly.